UCUCGUGUCGGAUCUGGUGGCGACCAUGUGGACGCCCGUGCCGCUGCUGCUGCUCCUGUCCGCCGGACUGCACGCCCAGCUCACACUCGACCCCAACCCGAGGUGCGUGGCGCGGCGCGAGUUCACGUGCGCCGGCUCGCUGCAGUGUGUGCCGAUGUCGCAGCGGUGUGACGGUCGCAGAGACUGUCCACAGGGGGACGAUGAGAUGGGCUGCCCGUGCAGAGCGGAUCAGUGGCAAUGUGACGACGGACAGUGCAUCGACAUAAGGCUCAAGUGCAACGGCGUGCGCGACUGUCCCGACGGCGACAUUUCCGACGAGAGUGAGAGCCAGUGCGGCUCGCGCACCGAUACCUGCUCGCCGCUGGAGCUGCGCUGCGGGGACGGGUCCUGCGUCGAUCUGCGCCGAAAGUGUGACGGUUUCAACGACUGCAGUGAUGGCGCCGACGAGAGAGACUGCGAGUGCGGUGCUGACCAGUGGCCCUGCGGCGCCGGGGUCUGCGUGGCGGCGGCGGCGCGCUGCGACGGCCGCCAGGACUGCGCCAGCGCUGCCGACGAGCGCGACUGCCAGUGCCGGUCCGGCGAGCGGCGCUGUAACAGCGGCGAGUGUCUGCCCGAGUCGCGCUGGUGCGACGGAGCGAGCCAGUGCCGAGACGGCUCCGAUGAGCUCAACUGCGAGUGCUCUGAGGACGAGUUCCAAUGUGGCAACGGCUACUGUAUCACAAUCAAGAACAAAUGUGACGGCAUUCGCAAUUGCCAGGACGGCACAGACGAACAAAACUGCCCUCCCGUCUGCGCCAAUAAUGAGUUCACCUGCACCAACGGCACGUGUAUCCGCGGCGAGCUGCGCUGCGACCGCGUCAUCCACUGUCCGGACGGCUCGGACGAGGCCGGCUGCCCGCCGCGCUGCCGUCCGGAUCAGUUCGCCUGCGCCGACGGCCGCUGUCUCAGCGUGGCCCAGAAGUGUAACGGUGUGCCCGAGUGUCCGGGCGCCGAGGACGAGACGGGCUGCGCCGGCUGCGGCCCGGAGGAGUUCCGCUGCGGGGACGGCCUGUGCAUCCCCUUCCUGCGCGCCUGUGACGGGCUCCGCGACUGCCGGGAUGGCUCCGACGAGGAGCCCAGCCGCUGUCCGGACCCGGAUCCGAUGCCGACCCUCUGUGAGGCCGACGACUUCCGCUGUACGGACGGCAGCUGUGUGCCCGGAACACGUCGCUGCGACUCGACGGUCGACUGUCCGGACGGCUCCGACGAACAGGGCUGCAUGCCGUCGUGCGGAGAGGACUUCACGUGCGUCUCGUCGGGCCAGUGUUUAGCGGCGCGGCGCGUCUGUAACGGCUUUCCCGACUGUUCGGACAGCAGUGACGAGGCCAACUGCACGCGGCCCGGCUGUGAGCCGGGGGACGUGACCUGCUCGGACGGCGCCUGUGUCUCCGCCUCGGCGCGCUGCGAUGGAGUCAGCGACUGCGUGGACGGCGCCGACGAGAUCGGCUGCGCGUGCCGCCCGGACCAGUUCCGCUGCAGGGACGGCUCCUGUAUCGCCGGAAAUCGUCGCUGCGACGGCGCCGUCGACUGCUCCCAGGGAGACGACGAGCUCGAGUGUGGCCCUGUCCCGUGCCGAGCCGACGAGCACCGCUGUGGGGACGGCACCUGCCUGUCCAGCUCGCGCCGCUGUGACCGCGUGGUGGACUGCGCCGACAGCUCCGACGAGCAGGGAUGCCCGUGCACGGAUGCCGAGUUCCGCUGUGGGGACGGCACCUGUAUCGCCCAGUCACGGGUGUGUGACCAGCAGUACGACUGCCGCGACUACACCGACGAAUUGAACUGCGUUCCCGAGUGCCGGGCCGAGGAGCAUCAGUGCGGCGACGGCCGCUGUAUCCCGGCCUCCCGUAAAUGUGACGGCCGGCCCGACUGUGCCGACUUCUCCGACGAGGACCCCACCGUCUGCCAGUGUCGCUGGGACCAGUGGCGGUGCGGAUCACAAGAGUGCAUCGAUUUGGCGGCGCGCUGUGACCAGCGCAGCGACUGUCGUGACGGCUCCGACGAACAGGGGUGCCCGUGCCGCCCCGACCAGUGGCAGUGUCAGAGUGGUCAGUGUGUGGAUCUGGCCGACCGCUGUAACCGGCGGUACGAGUGUCGCGACGGAUCCGACGAACAAAACUGCCCGCCGCCAGAGCUGGUGUGCUCCCCCGGUGAGUUCCGUUGCGCCGACGGCCGCCGCUGUCUGCCCGACUACCUGAAGUGUAACGGCCGCGCCGACUGUGCCGAUGGAAGCGACGAGACCGACUGUGGAGCGCGAUGCGGCCCGGAUGAGUUUGCCUGUGCCGACGGCAGUCGCUGCAUUCCCUCCUCGCGGGUCUGCAACGGCUACCCGGAGUGCGCAGACUCCAGUGAUGAGCGAGACUGCGGUGUGCGGCCGACUCGCCCUACCGUGCCCCCGAGGCCGGUGGGGGCCAUUCAACUGGCGACCUACCCCAGCCAACAGACCACGCGAGAGAGGAACGAGGUGGUAUUCCAGUGCCGAGACGAGGGGCCGCGCCGACUGCCGGUGCGAUGGACCCGGGGAGCCGGCCGACCGCUGCCCCCGCGCGCCCUCCAGAGGCAGGGCCGCCUCACCAUCCCCGAUGUGCAGGUGGCUGACGGCGGCACGUACCAGUGUGAGGCCGAGGGGGUGCCGCUGAGCACACCAGGAGCCUCGGUCACCGUUGCACUUCAGGUGGAGCCCUAUGACCGUCCCGACCCGCCGCCGGCGACAGCCUGUAGUCGCGUGGAGGCCACCUGUCGCGACGGCUCGUGUAUCCCGCGGGCCCGCGUCUGUGACGGCGAGCGAGACUGCCCGGACGGCUCGGACGAGUCGCGCUGCAAUCUGAGUGGAUGUCAGCCCAACGAGUACCAGUGCGCCAACCGGAAAUGUGUGCUGAAAACAUGGCGCUGCGACGGCGAUAACGACUGUGGGGACAACUCGGACGAGGAGGGAUGCACGCCGCCGCCGCCAGGCUCGCCGUGCAGCUACAACGAGUUCCAGUGCCGGGACACGGCGGCCGGCGCCGGCCAGUGCAUCCCGCGCGCGUUCCAUUGUGACGGACAGGUGGACUGCCAGGACCGAACCGACGAGGUCGGAUGCUCUACGCCGGUGAUCGUCGAGCCGCCGCCGCCGAUGCUGUCGGUCGACAUCGGCUCCGUGUUCGUGAUCCGGUGUCUGGCCUACGGUACGCCCGAGCCGGAGAUCUCGUGGCGCCUCAACUGGGGCCACGUGCCGCCCAAGUGUAGCCAGGAAAGUGAGGACGGCCAGGGCACGCUCACCUGUCCGGACGCCCAGGUGUCCGACCAGGGCGCCUACUCGUGCGAGGCCAUCAACAUCAAGGGCUCCGUGUUCGCCAUCCCGGACACUGUGGUGGUGGUGUCGGGCGCCGGCGGCAUCUGUCAGCCACCCGACUUCAACAGCGCCGCGCUCACCAACGCCGACUGCCAGCGCUGCUUCUGCUUCGGCGCCACCACUGACUGCUUCAGCUCCGGGCUGGCGCUCUCAGAGCUGCCGCCUCCCAACCCGGGCGACAUAUCGCUGGUGGCCAUGGCGCCCGACUUUGUGGCCAGCGGGCCGGGACGCGGGGAGCUGAGCCGCUACCUGACCGUCGCGCCCGGUAACGCGGUGCAGGUACAGUCGCUGCCGGGCGUGGCCGGUACGCCGUACUUUGCCCUGCCGGCGAGCCACACAGGCCGUCAGCUGAACAGCUACGGGGGCUACCUGCGGUACAACCUGCAGCCGCCCACCGCAGCCGGACGCCGCGAUCCCAGCGUCGUUAUCACGGGUAACGGUAUGGUGCUGAAGUACACUCCGGAUCUGGCCGGCUACGCCAAUAGUACGGUGCAGAUCAGGGAGGGCGUCUUCUAUCGGUCCGACCCGCGCGGGGGCGCCGACGUGCCCGCCUCGCGAGAGGAUAUCAUGAUGGUGCUGGCGAACAUCGACCAAUUCCUCAUCGGCGUGCCUCUCAGCGCGGACGGCCGGUACCAGGGCGUACUGAGUAACGUGCGUCUGGAGACGGCCACGGCGGGUGCCGGCGGCGGCCGUGGCUCGGCCGUGCUGGUGGAGCAGUGUCGCUGCCCGCCCGGCUACAGCGGACUUUCCUGUGAGGAGUGCGCCCCCGGCUACGAGCGUACGGCGGGCCAGUACCUGGGCCGAUGUGAGGAGCGGCCGCGCGACUGUCCGCCGGGCCAGUACGGCGACCCGCGCCGGCGCAUCCCCUGCCGGCCGUGCGAGUGUCCCGGUGGACCUGGACAGUUCGGCCAGACGUGUCGGCUGGGCUCGGACGACCGAGUGACGUGCGACUGCCCGCCGGGCUACGUGGGCCGUCAGUGUGAGCGGUGCGCGCCCGGAUACCAGGGCAACCCCACGGCGGGCGUCCCGUGCACCACAGAGGCCCAGUGUGACCCUGCCGGCUCUUACGACCCCACUCCGGACCCGCAAACCGGCCUCUGCCGCUGUAAGGAGUUUGUCACCGGCGCCCGCUGUGACCAGUGCAAGAGCAGCGCGUUCUUCCUAGGCACCACCAACCAGCACGGCUGCAUCAACUGCUUCUGCAUGGGCGUCACCGACCGGUGUACCUCGUCCAACUGGUACCGGCAAAAGGAGACGGCCAUUUUCACGGACAGCACUCAGGGCUUCGAGCUGACUGACGAGCUGGCUGAGGCGGUGUACGAGGGAACCUCUGUCAACUCGCCGGCGCAGGAGCUCGUCAACAACGGACUGGGACGGGUCGGACGAGGGCCGCUCUACUGGCGCCUGCCCGCCCGCUUCCUGGGCGACAAGUGCGUCUCGUAUGGCGGAGACCUCUCGUACCGACUGCGCUUCUCGGGCGGACCCGGCGGACGGCCCUUCCGCGACUUCGGGGACGUCGAAAUCUUCGGUAACGACAUCCGUCUGAAGCACACGUACCAAUCGGAGCCGGAGCCGGGCCGGCCGGUCGAGAUCAGCGUGCCGUUCCUGGAACAGUACUGGACGCACGCGGACGCGCGCCGCGCCAGCUCUGUGGACCGCGAGCACCUGAUGAUGGCGCUGGCGGACCUGGAGUACAUCCUGAUCAAGGCGGCGCCCACCGACGCCGCCCAACAGUCGGCACUGUCUGAGGUCUCCAUGGAUAUCGCCGUGCCGCAGAACACCGGUCUGGAGCGGGCCGACGCUGUCGAGCAGUGCUCCUGCCCGCGCGGAUAUAAGGGUCUCUCCUGCGAGGACUGCGACUUUGGCUAUACGCGCAGCAGUGACGGCCUCUACCUGAGCACCUGUGUUCGCUGCAACUGCAACGGCCGCAGCGACGAGUGUGACCCGGAGGACGGCUUCUGUCUGAACUGCCGGGAGAACACUGCCGGCGAGCGGUGCGAGGUGUGCGCUCCCGGAUACCGCGGCGACCCGAUGAGCGGCCAGCCGUGCCGGCCCGACACCAGCCGACCGUGUGACUGCGACCCGCGCGGAACGCUGCCCGGCUACAGUGACUGCGACGCCAACCGGCAGUGCCAGUGCAAGAGGGCCGUCGAGGGUCUCAGCUGCGACCGGUGCCGUCCCAACUUCUUCGCGCUGAUGGCCGACAACCCGGAGGGCUGUCUGCGCUGCUUCUGCUCGGGCGUCAGCCAGCAGUGCUCGGAGGCCACAUACUACCGCACCCAGAUUCCCAUGCAGGUGGUGGACGACCAGCACGGCUUCUCCCUCGUCAACAGGCUCCGUACCACGGUGCUGGGCGGAGAGACUCUCAGUAUCAACACUGCUGAGAACGAGCUCGGCUACCAGCAGUUUUCGCCCAGGGGUUCGGAGAGCGGCGAGAGCCUCUACUGGUCGCUGCCCGACCGGAACUUCCUGGGCAAUCGGCUCACCUCGUACGGCGGAAAGCUGACGGCGCUGCAGCGUUACGAGGUGCAGCCCGGCGCCAACGCCUACAGUGACGCGGACGUCAUCAUCAGAGGAAACGGCGUUCAACUGAGCUGGGUCAACCCGCGCGGCAGCCCGCUGCCCGGCAGGUCGAGCUCGUUCGAGGUGGAGCUGUCAGAGGAGGCCGGCUGGACGCGUCUCGAGGACGGCCGUCCGUCGGCGCCGGCCGACCGCCAGGACGUGAUGACCGCGCUGGCCGCUGUGGACGCCAUCCUGGUGCGCGCCACGUUCUCCAGUGGCAUGCAGAGCACGUUCAUCAGUAACGUGGUGCUGGACACGGCCAUCCGAGCGGACACCCAGCAGGGCAUCGCUCGUGGCAUCGAGCAGUGUCGCUGUCCUCCGGAGUAUACUGGUCUCUCGUGCCAGGAGUGCGCGCCGCACCACUACCGGGUGACCACGAGCCCCAACGGGCCGUGCCGCCAAUGUCCUUGCAACGGUAACGACGAGAGCUGCUUCCUCGGACCGGAAGGCGUCCAGUGCCGCUGCCGGCCCGGCUUCUCGGGACAGUACUGCGAGGGUCCGGGCGGCACGCCGCCGACGCCCACCAUCUCUGUCUCAGUCAGCGAGCCAAUCGUGGUGGCCCAGGUCGGCGAGAGAGCCACGCUCUUCUGCUCGGCGCGCUCCCUCAACGGAGAGCGGGUGUCAGUGCGCUGGUACAAAGAGUCUGGCGAGCUGCCCGACCGGGCCACCGAUGACCGCGCCGGCCUGCUGGUCAUCCGCGCGGUCAUCUCGUCCGACUCGGGCAUCUACGUGUGUGAGGCGCGCGACUCCGUCUCCACCGUCACGGAGCAGACCGAGCUCCGGGUGGGAGGAGGCGGCACUCGCCCGCCGCGGGUCACCAUCUCUCCACGCUUCCUGCAGCUGACCGCUGGUGAGCCGGCGCAGCUCGAGUGCUCGGCCGACGGCAGCCCGCAGCCCACCAUCGAGUGGACCGGCGGCCGACAGGGCCGCCUGGAGCCAGACGUUUCGAUCGUGGACGGCAUGCUGGUGAUCGGCGCCGUGCGGAAGGAGCACGAGGCUCAGUACGUGUGCACCGCCACCAGCGCGGCCGGAACCGACUCGGUCACCACGGCCAUCUACGUGUCCGGAGACGUGGUGCCGCCGACGGAGCCAUUCGGUGACGUUCGGCCCGAGCAGGUGUCGGUGCGGCCCGGCCAGCCGGUGCGGGUCACCUGCCGCGCGCGCGACCCCGGCGCCUCUGUGUCGUGGCGCCGAGAGUCCGGCCGCCUGCCGCUGAGGGCCACUACUGCACAGGGAGAGCUGAACAUCCCGAACCCGGUGCCGGCCGACUCGGGUAUCUACAUCUGUACCAUUACCAUCUCAUCGGGCAGGAGCGAGGAGCAGCGGGUGCGGGUGGAGGUGGUGGGCGGCCCCGUGACGACGACGCCGACCGGAGUGCUGCCCACGGCGCGCGUGGAGCCCAACCGACAGACGGUGGCCCAGGGCACGACCAUCACACUGCGCUGCCUGACUGAGGGCUCUCCGCCGCCCGAGGUGACGUGGUCCAAGGCGGGUGAGCCGCUACCGGCGCGCGCCGACCAGCGCGGAGGAGUGCUGACCAUCCCGGCAGCCGACGUGUCCGACCGCGGCCUGUACGUGUGCCGCGCCACCAACUCGGUCGGCACCGCUCAGACGUCGGCCAUCGUCGAGGUGGAGCCCUGCCGGCCGGGCGAGGUGGCCUGCCGCUCUGGGCGGCAGUGUGUGCUGCGCCGCUACCUCUGCGACGGCGUGUUCGACUGCACGGAUAGCUCGGAUGAGGAGGGCUGCGGCCCCGACCGGCCAGGUCGCGAGGUGCCCAGUGUGGAGAUCUACCCGGAGAGCUCUGUGACCGUCACCCGCGGAGGCUCGGCGCUCUUCCAGUGCCGUGUCAACGCCGGUGCGCCGGCUCCGGAACUGGUGUGGACGCGCGCCGACCGCCGCCCGCUGCCGACCACCGCCGAAACGCUGGACGGCGGCGUCAUCAGGUUCAUCCGAGUGACCGGUGACGAAGAGGGCGAGUACAUCUGCACGGCGACCAACCUGGCCGGCACGACCACGGCCACGGCCACCCUGAACAUCGAGUCUCCGCCGGUCAUCACACUUUCACAGCCCACUCAGUACAGGGUGCGCGAGGGCCAGCAGGUGAGCCUGGAGUGCCGCGCCACCGGCGACCCUCUGCCGUCCGUGUCAUGGGAGUCGCCGGCGGCCGCGCUGCCGGGCCCGCCGGCGCCCCCGUCCCGUCAGACGGGCCAGGCGCUGCUGCGGAUCGGCGCCGCCAGCCGGCGCGACUCGGGCGUGUACACGUGCCGCGCGACCAACUCGGCCGGCCAGACCGAGCAGCGGCUGCAGCUGCUGGUGGACGCCGAGCCGACCCGGCCCGAGCCCACCCGGCCGGGGCCCAUCCGACCCGAGCCGGAGGGCCCGCUCCGACCCUCCGAGGACGUGUACCGCGUGCCGCUCAACGGCCGCGCUGAACUCACCUGCUACGUGGUCGAUUCGAAGCGCGACAUCCUAAUCAACUGGAUCCGGUCGGACGGCCGCGAGAUGCCCGAGCAGUACCUGGUGCGUGACGGCACCCUCUACAUCAACAACGUACAGAAGGAGGCCGAGGGCCGCUACACCUGUAUCGGACUGGGCGCCUCGGGCACCGUGCUGUUCGAGGCCAACGCCACGCUGCGGGUGAUUGCGCCGCCGAAGAUCCAGCUGGACCCGGUGCGCCAGGUGGUGCAGCCCGGCGACAACGUGCUCAUCUACUGCUCAGCCACCGGCGACCAGCCCAUCACACUGCGCUGGGCCAAACAGGACGGACAGCUGCCCAGAUCGGUGGCCGUCCGGGACGGAGAACUGAACUUCCGAGGUAUUGCUGUCACCGACGCCGGCCGAUACGUGUGCACCGCCGAAAACUCGGCCGGACGAGCUGAGGGAGUGGCUGAGGUCAUUGUUAGCGCGGGCCCGUCUGUGACGGCGCUGGACCGCGACGUCACCGCCUUCGCUGGCUCCACGGUCAACAUGCAGUGCGACACGACCGGCUUCGAGGGCGGCCGACUGGUGUGGCGCCGGGAGCGUGGACCGCUGCCGGCCGGCGCCUACUACGAGGACAACACGCUCAGACUGGAGAACGUCGACGAGUCGGCGUCAGGCACAUACAUCUGCGAGGUGCGGGACCGGGCCGGCCGGUCGGGCCGCGAUACAGUGCGACUCGUGGUGCAGCCCUCCGAGGACUCCGUCGAGGAGGUGGCCAUCCGAAUCGUGCCGUCGCGUGACUCGGCGCCCGUCGGUGCCACGCUCGACCUCACGUGCCAGGUGACGGGCGCCGAGGGCACGCGCGCCUCGUGGCAGCGCGUGAACGCUCCGCUGCCGCCGGGCGCCAUCGCUCGCGGUAACCAGCUGCGCCUGUCCGAGCUGACUGCCGACGACGGUGGCCUGUACCGCUGCACGGUGAUGACAAGAGGAGGCGCCGAGUACACAGAGGACUACGUGCUGGCCAUCCAAGUGCCGCCGGCGCCGGACGUGCUGGUACCGGAGCGCUCGGCCCCGGAGACGGUGCGCGCCCGUCUGACGGCGCCCGUCGAACUGCGGUGUCGCAGCCCGCUGCCGGGGCCGCUCAGCUACACGUGGACCAAGUCGGACGGACCGAUGCCGGCCGGUCUGGUCACCAGCCAGGAGACGCUGUCAAUUGACGUUGCGCGCGUCGAGCACGCCGGCAUGUACGUGUGCACGUCUCGUAACGCGCAGACCUCCACGGACACGACCACCGUGCUCCUGGUGACCGAGGUGGUGCCCUCGUUCGGCGCCUCGGACGGCUCCUUCGUGGCGCUGGAGACCAUUCCAGACGCCUAUCUCAGCUUCGACGUGGAGCUGUCGUUCCGGCCGGCCGCUAUGGAUGGCCUGCUGCUGUACAACGGCCAGCAGUCGACUGGAGACGGCAGCGGCGGCGACUUUGUCUCGUUCGGCCUGCGCGAGGGCUACCCAGAGUUCCGGUUCAAGCUGGGCGGCGCGCCGGCAGUGCUCCGCUCGCGGCGUGCCGUCAUCAUGGACAUGUGGCACACGGUCCGGCUGCAGCGCGACAAGAACAGAGGAAAGAUGACGGUGGACGGUAACACGGAGGUGGAUGGCGAGGCGGACGGAGAGUAUGUCGGCCUGGACCUGGACGAGCCGCUCUACAUCGGAGGCGUGCCAGACUUCGCGCAGAUCCACCCCGAGAGCGGCUUCGACCGCGGAUUCAUCGGCUGCGUGGCGCGACUCUCGGUCUCUGGCGUGCUGUAUAGCCUGCAGUCGGACGCGCUGGACAGACGCGACGUGCGUCAGUGUGAGGUGUGUCGCACCGACUCGUCCUGCGACAACAGCGGCCUGUGCCAGGAGGCGCUCAAUGAGCGGGGCCACCGCUGCAUCUGUGCCGCCGGAUUCACCGGGCCCACCUGCUCCGAGGCCGGACAGGUGUGCUACCCAGGUGCCUGCGGCUCGGGCCGCUGCGUGAACGCUCCGGGCGGCUUCACCUGCUACUGUCCUUUCGGCAAGACGGGUGCCCGCUGCGAGCGAGAUAUCGUCAUCACAGAGCCCAACUUUGGCGGCGACAGCUACAUUACCUACGACACGCCCCGGGCCAUCAGACAACUGAAGUUUGACCUGCUGCUGAAGCCUGAGAAGGUCGAGGACGGCCUGCUGCUGUACGCCGCACAGAACGAACAGGGCCAGGGCGACUUCGUGGCGCUCGCCAUCAAGGACAAACACGUCGAAUUCCGGUACGACACGGGCACCGGCGCCGCCGUGCUGCGCAGUCCCGAGGAGGUCAAACAGGGAGAGUGGAUCAAAAUCGCCGGCACACGCCAGAUGAGGGACGGCACGCUCCGGGUCAACGACGGUGAGGAGGUGCUGGGUAAGUCCCCGGGCAGCACGCGCGGCCUGAACCUGCAGACGCCGCUGUAUCUGGGCGGCGUGGACCGGCAGCGGGUGCGUGUCAGCGACGGCGUGGGCGUGCAGCGCGGCCUCAUCGGCUGCGUCGGCUCGCUGCGCGUCGACGACCGCGAGCUGGAGCUGCUCGACGGCCGCCAGGACGCGGCCAACGUGGACCAAUGCGCGCCGUCGCGGCCCUGCGAGCGGCGGCCGUGCCUGAACGGCGCCUCCUGCCGGGACACCGGCUACCAGCCCGACCAGUUCCAGUGUGACUGCGUCGGCGGCUUCUCCGGAAAACGCUGCGAGGUCUCACAGGACGACUGCGCCCGGAACAACCCGUGUCAGAACGGUGGCGAGUGUGUCCAGAGGGCCGGCAUGACCGCCUGCAACUGUCCGCUCGGCUUCGGCGGCAUCUACUGCGAGCGAGAGGUGGAGCUCAGCUCUCACCUGUGGUUCGACAUGCACUCGUACGCCGAGCUGCCGCUGAAGCUGCUGCCGCACCAGUCCAACUCGCAGCCCGAGACGGUCAACAUCACCUUCUCGACGCUGGAGGAGGACGGCCUGCUCUUCUUCCACGGACAGACUGCGCGCGAGCGCGGCGCCGGACAGGACUACAUCGCCAUCGCCGUGCGGGCGGGCCGGCCGGAGCUGAGUUUCGAGCUCGGCUCGGGCCCGCUGCGGAUCACGCUGCCGCAGCGGGUGGCGGACGGCCGCCAGCACACGCUGGUGGCGCGCCGCACCGGCCGCCAGGGCGAGCUGCUGCUCGACGACACCUACUCGGAGAGCGGCGAGACGCCCGGCUACCUGACCAUGAUGAACACCAACGGCAACAUCUACAUCGGCGGUCUGCCCGACUUUGAGCUGAUGACGGACGGCCGGUUCGCGAUGGGUCUGGUCGGCUGCGUACACCAGCUCUCCAUCCAGGGAGACCCGGUGGACUUUACCACUGAUCUGCAGGGAGGCGCCAAUGUCAGCCCCUGUACCGGGGACGAGGGCGCGCCGCUGUCACUGCCGGACCUGGGAGGUGGCACGGACCCCAUCCCGCCGCCCGAGUACCCGCCGCUCGACUAUGUCCCAGAGUACGACUACGAUUACAACGGCGGACAGGCGCAACUGGCCAACGCCAGCGAGCGCACACCGUACUACGACUUCGAUAACAACUACAACAACGACUAUGACAACUACUCGUACGACUAUGAUCAGAACAAUGAUUACCUGCAGGGCGUAUGGAACGACCUGCUGCAGUGAGCGGCCGCGGUGCCUUGCCGGCCGCGCCGGCCGCCGCCGGAGGUACACAGGCCCUCCCGGCCGGCGGCGGCGACUACCGAAUCUCGUCUGAAACUCGUGCCAAGCCGGCGGCCCGCGCGCCGCCCGGUUCACUAUGUAUAUGGAGUGCGUGUGCGCCGCGCCGCCGGCCAACUAGCUUGCUGUACGUAGGUGGCGAGUGGUGGGGCCUCGGCGCGGGGCGGACCGCCAUCGGCGCGCUGCAGCGCCGCGCCCAGUCACUGCCAUCGCUUCCCCUGGCCGGUCACCGGUCCGGCGGGCCGCUCCCAGUCAGUCCCCACUAGUCAGUGUGCGCCGCGCCCGCCGACAUCCCCCACCCCCCGCUGCAGGGGCGCCGCUCGUCAGUCAGGAUUAAUUUGGCUUCGCUUCCACAUAUCAGUGUCAGUUCACAGUUCGGCGGCUGCUUCUCUGGCCGCCCCCGUCUCCGAGGCAGCCGUCUCGGGCCGCUCCGCCCCUGGUACGGCCUCACUGGCCGCCCCCGCCCGCCGUGGCCGCCUCUCGCCGCCCGUCACUAGCGGCCCGCGGCCCGCGCUCUCUCAGCUUGGUCCCCAGCGCGUCAGUGGAGUGGUGUUGAUGUAGCAGUGACGCCGCCGUACACUUGCUCUAUGUCUAUUUGUAUUUUAAACGUGUCGCCAAUAAAGUCAGAUUCUACUAUC
This is a messenger RNA of Amphibalanus amphitrite, 12723 nucleotides long. Its product is annotated as basement membrane-specific heparan sulfate proteoglycan core protein-like. Gene Ontology annotation, molecular function: calcium ion binding; cell adhesion molecule binding. Gene Ontology annotation, biological process: cell-cell adhesion. Bases 26 to 12031 code for a protein of 4001 amino acids. The transcript is spliced from 80 exons. The record is from RefSeq and is a predicted model, not a curated record. NCBI's taxonomy places the organism in Eukaryota, Metazoa, Arthropoda, Thecostraca, Balanomorpha, Balanidae. Gene Ontology annotation, cellular component: plasma membrane; cell-cell junction.